AUUAAUUAGAACGUUACUGAGAAUCAAAUUUACACGGAAAUAUAUAAACACAAUAAAGUAAAAAGAAAAGUUAAAGUGGGAAAAUAUGUUGUGGGGUUUGCAAUUGGCAACCGACCCUAAAUGCUUUUUCCAGCUUCUUUUACAUAAUUUUAAUCUCUUUUUGUCUUUCUUACAAUUCCAUCAAUGAUCGAUCGAAUUCAAACCCUUAUGUUACACUUCUUUCUUAUAUAACUGUCUCUUUAUAUUCCCACUCCUUCUUCUUCUUCCUCUCCUUUUUUUCUCUCUCAAGUUUUAUUUAUGUUCAUAUUUGUCUCUUCCACAAUUUGGUUCUAGCAAAAAAGUGUGUUUAUAAGUUCCUGAAUUCCUUAUAGGAAGUGGAUAUGGCUCCUGUUUCAAUGCCUCCUGGUUUCCGGUUUCAUCCAACAGACGAAGAGCUUGUCAUAUACUACCUCAAGCGAAAGAUUAAUGGUCGGACGAUCGAGUUAGAGAUAAUUCCGGAGAUUGAUCUUUACAAAUGUGAACCUUGGGAUUUACCCGGGAAGUCCUUGCUGCCAAGUAAAGACCUAGAAUGGUUUUUUUUCAGUCCUCGAGACCGGAAAUAUCCAAACGGAUCAAGAACAAACCGGGCGACAAAAGCCGGUUACUGGAAAGCCACCGGGAAAGAUCGUAAAGUGACUUCACAUUCGCGGAUGGUUGGAACAAAGAAAACAUUAGUUUAUUACCGAGGAAGAGCGCCUCAUGGCUCUCGUACCGAUUGGGUCAUGCACGAGUACCGUCUUGAAGAACAAGAAUGUGAUUCUAAAUCCGGCAUACAGGAUGCCUAUGCACUUUGUCGAGUAUUUAAGAAGAGUGCUUUAGCCAACAAGAUAGAAGAACAACACCAUGGUACGAAGAAGAAUAAAGCAACGACCAAUAGCGAACAAUCUACUUCUAGUACUUGUUUGUAUUCUGAUGGAAUGUAUGAAAACCUCGAAAACUCGGGGUAUCCGGUCUCCCCCGGUACAGGAGGCUUAACUCAACUUGGUAAUAAUUCGUCGUCAGAUAUGGAAACGAUAGAGAACAAAUGGAGUCAGUUUAUGUCGCAUGACACGUCCUUCAACUUCCCACCUCAGUCUCAAUAUGGAACAAUCUCAUAUCCUCCCUCGAAGGUUGAUAUAGCGUUAGAGUGUGCAAGACUACAAAAUCGUAUGUUGCCACCGGUUCCACCACUUUACGUAGAAGGUCUCACACACAGUGAAUAUUUGGGAAACAACGUUGCUAACGAUACAGAUGAAAUGUUGAGCAAGAUUAUAGCAUUGGCUCAAGCCUCCCAUGAGCCACGAAACAGUCUAGACUCGUGGGACGGUGGUUCUGCUUCCGGGAACUUCCAUGGAGACUUUAACUAUUCCGGAGAAAAAGUCUCAUGCAUAGAGGCAAACGCGAAGGCUGUAGAUAUGCAAGAACAUUAUGGGAGUUUUAAGGAAGAAAGACUUGUUGAAAACUUGAGAUGGGUAGGAGUAUCAAGCAAGGAACUAGAAAAGAGCUUCGUUGAAGAACACUCAACGGUAGUUCCUAUAGAAGAUAUUUGGAGCUAUCAUAGAGAUAAUCAAGAACAAGAACAUCAAGAUCAAGAUGGUAUGGACGUUAACAACAAUAAUGGAGAUGUGGAUGAUGCUUUCACACUUGAGUUCUCGGAAAACGAUCAUAACGAGAAUAUUUUGGACAAGAACGAUCAUGACACAACGAGUUCCUCAUGUUUUGAGGUGAUAAAAAAGGUUGAGGUUAGCCAUGGAUUGUUUGUCACAACUCGUCAGGUAACCAAUACAUUCUUCCAAAAGAUCGUACCUUCGCAAACCGUUAUAGUUUAUAUAAAUCCAACGGGCGCCAAUGAAUGUUGUCAUAAUAUGACAUCAAAAGAAGAGGUUCCUGUCCGUAAAAAGAUCAAUCCGCAACUCAAUGGAGUAGGCUCAACAUUUCUUGUACCAUGGAGAAAAUUUGUGUACGUUAUUGGCUUCAAUCCUAUGCUUCUAUUGAUGCGUUGUGUUCAUCAAGGAGGUAACUCUAACAAAAACAGAAGCAGUGAAUGUUACUCAAGGCAGCCUAAGAAAGGAAAUUGUAACAAUCUGGGCACAAUACUCAUGAUGGAAAAUGCUGUAGUGAGAAGAAAAUUUUCGAAGAAGAAGAAAGAGAAAAACAUGGUUGAUGAACAAGGUUUUCGGUUUCAAGAUAGUUUCGUGUUGAAGAAGUUGGGGCUUUCUCUUGCUAUCAUCUUAGCUGUUUCUACCAUAAGUCUUAUUUGAAUAUUGAAGUUCAAUAUAUCAUAUAUGGCUUUUCACUUUUUCUAUUGUACUCCCAUUUGCCUAGGUCGUAUCAUUUGCUUUUUCCAUUUCUCUAAAGUCUAAACCAAACUAAAUUAUUCGUAUUAUAUGUGGUUAUUUUCUGUUUAUGUAUUAAGUGAUAUGACCUCUCCGCGGGUUGAACGAUCAAUCUUUUGUUUUGUUUGUUUUUUAUGUAAGCAUGCACGUAAGACGGUAAGAGUAUAAUUGAGCAGAUUCAU
Molecule: messenger RNA, 2536 nt
Organism: Arabidopsis lyrata subsp. lyrata
Lineage: Eukaryota; Viridiplantae; Streptophyta; Magnoliopsida; Brassicales; Brassicaceae
Product: NAC domain-containing protein 86
Exons: 6
Coding region: 381-2279 (632 amino acids)
Biological process (GO): regulation of DNA-templated transcription
Molecular function (GO): DNA binding
Source: RefSeq, a predicted model, not a curated record